Haemonchus placei is the source of this 1266-nucleotide messenger RNA. Lineage: Eukaryota; Metazoa; Nematoda; Chromadorea; Rhabditida; Trichostrongylidae. The record is from the annotation of a GenBank genome assembly.
UCAUUGUCCCUGUUCUCGGCAUCCGAAUCACUGCUUGAAUGUGAAGACUCGACAUCCAUUCCAACGUCCUCAUUAUCAGCUUUAUCGGGCAAACUUAUUAACUCGGGUUUCGGUGGUGUAGGAAUAUACUGCAUAUUGAUAGGCUUCGGUUUCUGAGAAUAUGAAGGCACAUAAUUGGGUUUAUUGGCAGUUGACAGUUGGGCUACUCUUCCACCUCCUUCACGCACUUGGAUACGUAGGGAAGAAGGAUUACAGCUUCCGACCAUAUCCGCGGAUUUAGGCAGGAUAGGAGGAGCUGGUGGAGGAGGCAACAACAAAAUAUCCUUAUCAUUCAUUGGUGACAGAGGUUUAGGACGAGGUGGAGUAGGCGUUGGCGGAAGAGGGAUAUGGGGAAGAAGACCAUCAAAACUAUUGAAUGAUCGAUUAUUCAUGGAUGUGGUAGAUGUUGAAGGAUGUGAAGAACUCGGUAAGCUCGAUGAAGUCGUGUUUUCUAUUGAUCGUAGUCCUUCAGAAAAAGACCGACCAGAAGAAAAAACGUUGGCCUUAUUAUCGUUGUUCGUGUUGACUGUGACAGAGAUAUGAUCGCCUGAGCCCACUACUCGUUUGAAAUGGCGAUUCUCAACACCGCAAUGUGAGGAUGAUGCUUCCACGAUGCGUUCGGAAGUUGAAUUUCUUUUCUUCUCGUUCAGUGUUGAAACAACAAACCCAGCGCUGCUGUCAAUUUUAGAGGAAGGAAGAGUGAUUGAAAGUUCAGAGACAAUGUGCUUCGCAUUAGGCGUGUCCGUUCUUCCCUGUGUGUUCUCGCGCUUUCUUCUUGAGCGAUGUGAUGAGUUAGAGUGUAUCGACGAACUAGCACCUCCUCGAUCUUUGUGUUCCUGGCUAUUAGAGCGAGCGCCUGUCGUUGUAGAACGCGUAGAUGAUUUUGCUGGCCUCUUUUCCGAUAUAUAGCUACGUUGCGUUGAAUGCCGUCUAUGAUUUUCUGCAGUUCGACUAGAAGUCCUUUCGGAUGAACGUCUUCCGCUCUUAUCGCUUGAGUCCUCUCUUCUAUCCGAACGGGUCGAUUUCCGCGUCACAUGACUAGUUUUUCCCGCUUUCGACGAGGAAGCCUCCUUUUUUGUUUGCGAAAUUGGAUUUGGUGAUCCCGAUCCAUCUUCAUCUGUCACUUCGCCAUCUUCCCUUUCCUUUUCUAAAGUGUUCUUGUUUUGCAUAGACGCUAGGAGUUUCAACCUUAUAGAUCGUGUUUCUUCAUCUUCAUCCUCGAUCUGA